Messenger RNA from Phoenix dactylifera (date palm), 1767 nucleotides. RefSeq names its product glycosylinositol phosphorylceramide mannosyl transferase 1-like. NCBI's taxonomy places the organism in Eukaryota, Viridiplantae, Streptophyta, Magnoliopsida, Arecales, Arecaceae. The record is from RefSeq and is a predicted model, not a curated record. Gene Ontology annotation, cellular component: membrane. Gene Ontology annotation, molecular function: glycosyltransferase activity.
ACGUCACCACGCGUCCCUCCAGCGCGCGAAAAGCAGUGUGGAACGAAGAAUAGAUCCGAUCCCAUCUGACGGGCCUAUUUUUUUAUACCGCACAACGAGAGGAACCCGAUUCGAUUCGAAUUUAGAUCUGGGAGCGAGAAGCGCGUCCUCCCCCUCCCCCAUUUGAUGGAAUGCGGCCAUGGCCGCCAUCAUGGGUCUCCGAGACGCCACAUCCGUCGCAGCGGCGGCCACCUCCGCCGGCGCCGGAGCCAUCGCCUCCGUCGAUUCCACCAUUGCCGGGUUGCCCUACUCGCCGGCGAAGGAGAAGGCCGCCUCGCGUGGGUUCGGGUACCCUAGCCGCGCCUCGCUUCCGCUGCUUCUCCUCCGGUCCCGGAAGCUCGCCGGCCUCGUCAAGGCCCGGGUCCUUCUCGUCGCCUGCGUCCUCCUCGCUCUCUUCCUCGUCUCUCGCCAGGUGGGGCCCCUCAUGGGGUGGAACUACCAGCCUUCCUCUUCCGUCUCCUCUCCUUCCAGGGGUGGUUACACGGUACUGAUAAACACUUGGAAGCGCAAUUCUCUUCUCAAGCGAUCUGUGGCUCAUUAUUCAUCUUGUUUACGGGUUGAUGCAAUACAUGUAGUCUGGAGUGAAAGUGAUCCGCCAUCAGAAAGCCUUAAAGCCUAUCUCAGGAAGAUAGUGUUUUCACAGUCCCAAAGUGCCCGUAAACCAAACUUCAGAUUUGAACUGAAUGAGGAAGAUAAUCUGAAUAAUAGAUUUAAGCCCAUUGGGGACCUCAAAAAUGAUGCAAUCUUUUCAGUAGAUGAUGAUGUAAUUGUUCCUUGUCCCACUUUGGAUUUUGCAUUCGCAGUAUGGCAAAGUUCUCCGGACACAAUGGCGGGAUUUGUUCCACGCAUGCAUUCACUGGCUGAGGAAAAUGGUAUGCCAUAUUAUAGAUAUGGAGGCUGGUGGUCAGUAUGGUGGAUGGGUGCUUACAGUAUGGUUCUGUCAAAAGCAGCAUUUUUCCACCGAAAGUACUUGGACCUGUACACCUACAAGAUGCCAUCAUCUAUUCGUAAAUAUGUAACCAGGGAAAGGAACUGUGAAGACAUUGCUAUGUCGCUGCUCAUUGCCAAUGCCACUGGAGCUCCUCCUAUCUGGGUGAAAGGUAAGAUAUAUGAGAUUGGUAGCUCUGGUAUCAGCAGCUUGAAGGAUCAUAACAAGAGGAGGAAUAAAUGCCUCAAUGACUUCUUUUCCCUUUAUGGAUCUGUGCCUUUAGUACCUACCAGCAUGAAGGCUGUAGAUGCACGAGAAGAAUGGUUCUGGUAGCGCAAUCAACAUAUCCCAACUUAUUGGAGAUCACAUUUGUAUGUCGAAUGCAUUACAACCAACGUGCGCAUGCAGCUGGGAUCUCACAUUGUGGACUUGCAUCAAGUUAGAUAGUUUGCUCUUCUGGACAACAUCUACCUCCACUGUAGUAAUAAAUUACCAUGAUAUUGCAAUGUAGGAAAUAUGUGACACCAUGUUUUUUCUUCAUAUUGUAGUGGCUAGGGAGAUGCCUCAUGUUUGGCGCCCGCUAUGAAACACUGACUCGUGCCUUGUUUGUUUGUAUGUGAGUGUUGGAAGUGAGUUCAUGAAAUUAAGGAGUGAGUUAUAUGAGCUCACUCCUUUGGGUGUUUGGUUUGAUAUAAAAAUGUCAGGUUUGCACAAGUAUUUUAUUUUUAUAUUUGUAUUCUAAUUCUUGUAUGCAAAUAUUGAAGAGAUUUGAGACGUAAUAACUAAUAUUUUUUGAAUAA